GUUCUAAGGUCAAAGGACGUUUAUGAAUUGUUUACCUCGAAACAACAUGUUUCUUAGCGGUGGUUAUUUGAGACAACGACAUGCUCAAUCUUCUAUGCAGAAUGGCAGAGAGAUGUAUUGCAGCUCUAAAGUCCUCAGGAAAGCCCAAAGUGCUUGUGAUAGCAGGCAGCACCUCAGUUGGCAAGACGAACCUCUCACUAGAGCUAGCGUCUCGUCUCGGUGGGGAGGUGGUCUCUGCUGACUCAGCACAGGUGUUUUGUGGUAUGGACAUUGGAUCUGCCAAGAUCAGCCAAGAUGAAAUGAGGGGAAUCCCCCACCAUCUCCUGAAUAUUGCUGAUGUCAGCGAUUCUUUUUCGGCUGGACAGUAUGCAGUAGAGGCCGUGAGCGUGAUAACAGAUAUCAUCAAGAGGGGGCGUGUCCCCUUGGUGGUGGGCGGGUCUGGACUGUAUUUUCGUACGCUAAUAGAAGGGGCUAGUGGUGCUCCCCCCUCAAGCCCCGCCUCCAAGGCUAUGGUGGAGGAGAUGGUACAGAGAGAUGGUGGUGUCUGGGAUGUGAGUCUAGAGAGGCUGCGAUCACUAGAUCCCGACUAUACUGCCAAACUGGAGUGCAAUGAUUGGUACAGAUUAAAGAGAGCUCUGGAAAUAUGCACUCUGUCUGGACAAACAGUCACCUCCUUCAAGAGGGACUACAGUGUAGAUGAGGCGGAGUAUAACUUCAAGUGUCUAUUCCUAACUAUGCCACGACUGCCCCUCAAACAAAGAAUAGACGCACGUUGUGAGCUAAUUGUGGAACAAGGUCUCUUUCCAGAGGUGAUUGGACUGGUACGUGAGGGAGGCUUGGUGGCCGAGAGCCAGGCAGGGAGGAGCGUGGGCUAUAGACAAGCUCUCGAGUUCCUAGCCUCUGUGUGGGGGUACCCAGGCAAUGGCCCCCCAUACCAGCUGCAGGUGCCCCCUGAUAAGCUAAGACAACUAUUCCUGGACUUCCUGCACAACUACCAGGCCAAAACAAGACAGUUGUCAUCUGUUCAGUCGACUUGGAUUAAGAAGUCUCCUUAUUUCCACUGGUUGAAUCUGGCACCAGGAGGCACCCGGCUACCUACUGAGGUGGUGGCUGGGGGCGUGGCUGAGUGGUUCAAUACUGACACACCUUUGCCUUUGGAUUGGUCAGGAGAGCCUCUCAAAGAAAUUACUGUUGAGGAGAGGGAGGAGCUUAAACGCUAUGGCAGCAAGCACACGCAACUCAACAUAUAUUCUGACCCAACCAAAGUGGACAUUGUUUUGAAACAGAUAGAAACUUGCAUACAAACAAUAGACAAUAGUAAAUUAAUGAUGUCAUAAUAAAUUAAUGAUGUCAUAAUGUUUUUGAUCUGA
Molecule: messenger RNA, 1370 nt
Organism: Halichondria panicea
Lineage: Eukaryota; Metazoa; Porifera; Demospongiae; Suberitida; Halichondriidae
Product: tRNA dimethylallyltransferase-like
Exons: 10
Coding region: 81-1337 (418 amino acids)
Biological process (GO): tRNA modification
Molecular function (GO): tRNA dimethylallyltransferase activity
Source: RefSeq, a predicted model, not a curated record